UCCUGAUAGUACUAGUGGCAGGUAUAGAAGCUAAUUUGUGACGGAGUGAAGACCAAGCGAUGGGGUCAGCGAUUUCAGCAAGGUUUCAGCUGGCUGGGAGUAGUUCUGCGUUCUUUUUUAAUGUGGUCCAGGAUCCUCAAGGUGGAUUUCUGUAUUUUGUAGGGUAUUAUGCAAUAGGGGCUAAUCCGAUCCAGACUAUUAUCUACAAAUCAGACUUCAACCUAUCUCCACUAAAAGUAAUGACCUACGAUCUUCACUGAGCUUACAUCUCCUUUGCAAUUUCUCAAGAUGGAUCCUUUAUGUAUGUUCUUGAUAGGAGGUCUAACAGGGUUAUUGAAAUCGAGAUUACUAGAGAUCUUGGUGUUACUAGAGAGUUUUCGGUUAAUCCCUCUGGGGCGAUGAAUUCGAUUGUUAACGCAGGGAUCGACACUUAUUUAUACUUUAAUAUUGAGACCAGCUCCACGAUUGAAACAUGAAGGUGGGAUAGAUCAACCUCUGGUCUUACCUGAUUGGGUUUUGGUAUCUUGAGGCAUGUUACUCUUGUGGCUCUAAGCAAUAAUUUGUUAUUUAUGGGAUCCAUCGACACUGCUUUUAAAGACUACUACCUAAUAGCUUAUAAUUUUACAGAUCCCUCAAAUCUUGCAUGGAAAAAGGUUAUUCCAUGCCCAGGUUCAAGUUGCUCGAACACUAUCAGCUCUUCUAUUUUGAGCAGGGAUGAACAAUCAAUAUUCCUAAUGGUCAUCUACAAAAAUCAUUUCUUAUUCUACAAGAUAAAUGCUGCAGAUGGGUCUCCACAGAACCCUGGCUUCUUAUUGGCAGAUAAUAAUGCCUUCAACAGUUAUUCUAUUGAAGAGUUCAAUGAUUUUGUAGCUGUUCAAAUUACUAGCGAUUCACUCGACAAUUAUAAGAAACUUGUUUUGUUCGACAUUGAUAAUGCAAAUGUCUUAAAAGAAUACAACUCAUUCAACUCUCAAUCUUUUGGCAUCGGUCGAAUACUUUAUCAAGGGACUGAAUUCAUGUAUCAUUGUGGAACAAACCAAGCAAACAAUACAUUUUUCUUCGCUAGAACACCCAUCAACAAUAUUAAUCAACUCCCAGAGUUCCAGGAAGAUCCGGUCACAUUCGUUCAAAUUACGACUAUUUUCCAAAUUUCAUCAACAACUUCAGAUCCAAGCUUGACUUCAAAUCCUCGGACAGCUACAAUUUUAAGUUCCUCUGCAAUCUCAACAUUAGACAUCACAACUUCGAUUAACCCAACAUCCCAGAUUUAUGUGGCGCUGUGGAAUGCCGACCACGUGGAGUCCUUUCAGAGCAACACUCUGGCCAAAGUCAACUUCAACUGGCCAUGAGCCCAGAUUGAUAACUACACAGUUAUUUCGUUCAUCAUUGUGCAGACUGGAGCUAAUGUGACCCCUGACUGGGUGCAGCUCAAUGCUGGCAGCAAUGAGCUCUACUUGAACAAAACUCCAAAACUUAAUAUCACAGAAACAUUUUACUUUACAUUACAAAUUUCUUUUAACAGUGAAGUACAUCUUAAGAAGUUCGAAAUCACUGUGGAGCUCUGAACCAUCCCUGGCUGUGAGAUCUGACAGUUAGGUAACACUAGUCAAUGACAGGUUUGGAUUAACAAAGACUCUGAUGGCCAAGAAUCUAUUUAUCAGACAUCAUCAGAAAUCCAAAGAGCCAAGGAUACUGCCUCUGCUUUGAUGAUAGCGAGCAUAGUAAUGGCAGCUGCAUCGUCUGCUCUGUCAUUUUCUUCGAUCAGUUCUAUAAUGAGCAUUAUAAAUACCAUGCAACUAGUCAUAUUGCUACCGAUGAUUCCGGAUUACUUCUCAGAAAAAGUGCAAGACUUAUUGAACGGAAUGGAGUUCACGAUGCUGUCUUUUGACUUUAUUAGAGCCCGAGAUAUACCAUUUGUUAAUGCGAUAAAAAAAUGGGUCUCAUAUUCACAAUCAAAUGAGUAUCUUAAUAGCCUUGGGUUGAGAUCGGGAAGCUCUGUUGUCAACUAUCUAUCACUCAUGGCGACAAUAAUCUUGGUUGGCCUAGCACAUAUCUGAAUAUUUUUAUGAAGAAAAUGAGUAGAUGAUCAUAAGCAUAAACGUUGAGGCAAGCUUUUGGAUACAUUAUUUCAAUUCUUUACGUUUAACAUAUACAUCAGAAUAUUUAUUCAAGCUUUCUUGUUCACGAAUCUGUCAAUAUUUUCUGAGUUAUACGCUGUCAACCUGAAAACAACUGUAACCAAGGUGUCCUUUGGACUCUGAAUCAUGUUUGCCCUGUGAACGAGUGUGUUGUUCAUUCUAUCAUUCAUUGUGUAUGCCAGUUCUUUUCCUCAGAUCAAUUAUGAAAAGUAUCAGAUUUGAAUAGAAUACUUCAAUGGAGUCAAACUGGGAAAAUUCUCUAAGUUAUAUUCAAGCAUAUUUAUGCUCUUGAGAUUGGUUUUAUGUAGUAUAAUUAUUUUUGGAAGAUCUAGAGAGUCUUUUCAAAGAGCCAUAUCCUUUUCUUUGGUUAAUAUUUUAUAUGGAUCAUAUCUUCUGAUUGUAAGACCAUUUGAGAAGUCUCAAGAUAAUAUGAUUGAAAUGGUGAAUCAGAUUUUAUUUUGCUCUUUGACAGUACCCUUAUCGUGGCUCAACACAAAAUCUGACUGGAGCUCUUUCUAUGAAAGCUAUUACAUCUCCAUUGUGAUGACAGCAUCAGUAAUUUGAAGCAUUAUUAGCUUUGUCUUCUUAAUAAAGGAGAUAAUCUCAUUUAUUAAGAAUAGGAAGAAGACCAAACCCCCUAAAAAUAUCAAACCAAAGAAGACCAUUGCAACGAAGAAGAGAGCAAAAUAGAAAGACCAGACCAUGAAAACUCUCUACAAAAAUCCACCUCAAACAUCUCCAAAAGCAUCGCAGAGCUUGCUCCCCCACCCCCUCACACUCUAAAACACUUCAAACCCAAUCCCACCCACCCUUCCACCCUCUGGUUCAAAAAAUAGCCCAAAUCCCCUAAAAUCCUUCUGUCUAAUCAAUCUCU
Messenger RNA from Moneuplotes crassus, 3012 nucleotides. NCBI's taxonomy places the organism in Eukaryota, Ciliophora, Spirotrichea, Euplotida, Euplotidae. The record is from the annotation of a GenBank genome assembly.